Molecule: messenger RNA, 1157 nt
Organism: Ostrea edulis (European flat oyster)
Lineage: Eukaryota; Metazoa; Mollusca; Bivalvia; Ostreida; Ostreidae
Product: ribosome biogenesis regulatory protein homolog
Exons: 10
Coding region: 114-1130 (338 amino acids)
Biological process (GO): ribosome biogenesis; ribosomal large subunit biogenesis; endonucleolytic cleavage in ITS1 to separate SSU-rRNA from 5.8S rRNA and LSU-rRNA from tricistronic rRNA transcript (SSU-rRNA, 5.8S rRNA, LSU-rRNA)
Cellular component (GO): nucleolus; nucleus; preribosome, large subunit precursor
Molecular function (GO): protein binding
Source: RefSeq, a predicted model, not a curated record
GAGACGAACAGACAGACAGGUACCCUAUUGUUAGGUGAAAUCCUAUUGAUCAAUUAUCAAAGUUCAUCCAAUCAAAAUCGUUCUUAGAAAGAAAGUGUGGAAUCGUAAUAAACAUGGCAGACCUCGUGGAACGAGUGUUACAAGAAGCAGCUGAGAAAGAAUCUAAGUACAAAACGAUAGAGGUUCACAAAGACAUUGAAUUAGAAAUAGACGCAGGAAAUUUGUUGACUGUUGAUACAAAUCCAUUAGACACAUCUGAAUUAAAGAGGACUAAAGAAGAGUUUUUGAAGAAUCUAGCUAGAGACAACACACAAUUGUUGCUUAACACUUUAUGGCAGCUUCCAACAGAGAAAGUAGAUGAUGCAAUAGUUGUUAAGCUUCCAGACCCUAAAACUUCCAUUCCCAGAGAAAAACCUAUACCGAAAGAUAAACAUCUCACAAAGUGGCAACAGUAUGCACAACUCAAAGGCAUUCAGAAAAGAAAGAAAAGCAGAAUGACUUGGGAUGAUCAGGCAAAGGAGUGGAGGCCCAGGUGGGGAUAUAAGAGAGCUAAUGAUGACACACAGGAGUGGUGCCUAGAGGUUCCGGAUAAUGCUGAGGAUCCCAAUGUUGAUUUGUUUGCCAAAAGAAAAGAACAAAAGAAGGAGAGAUUGGCUAAGAAUGAGUUACAGAGACUACGUAACAUAGCAAGGUCACAGAAAUCAAAAGUACCUGGGGUUGGACUUACUCCAACUGAGGCACCAACGAAGGAUUAUUUGGGGAAAGCUCUUGCCGUGGCCAGGAAAUCUACAGCAUCCAUAGGGAAGUUUACAGACAAGCUUCCUACAGAAAAAGCAUCCAAAUACACAGGCAAGAAGAGAAAGUUUGAACCAAAUUAUGGUGAUGUUGAGAAAGAGAGUAAAAAGCAGCUGGGCAUUUUAAACCACAUUCAGAACAGGAUUCCCAUCGUAGACUCUAGAAAAGCAGCCAAUCGUCAAAUCAUGGAAGAGCAAAGGUCGAGAGCAAAAACGAGACGAGAAGAAGGUGGGGGGAAAAAGGGAGGAAAAAACAAAGGUGGCAGUGGCAAGAAGAAAGGAGGGGGAAGGGCUAAAACUGGAAAGGGGGGCAAAAGAGGGGGUAAAAAAAGAUAACUGUAAAUAAAUUCACAAAACAAACUA